GCUUAACCAUUUAAUGAACUUGCGUUCGAUUGCGCUCUGACAAGAAGCCGUAUCUGCCCGUCUAAUGCACGCGAAAAUCGCUUGACGCAAGAUUAGGAAUGAGUGCUUCACUGGGCCGUGUUGCCGGUCAGAUGAAAAGGUUUAAUUUAUCGACUAGUGCCCACACUUUACGAUCAGCGAAAUGCCCGCGUCCAGUCAGCCGAGCAGCUCUCUGUGUCCGGGCUAUGACUCUCAAGGCCGUUCCCGUCGAGGCGUCCAUCCGCCCUGCAUCGCCGCGCACAAAGGAGCUCGCAAUGCGCAUCAAAUUGGCACCAGGGCUGGGCCCCGAUGCUCGCGCGAUUGUGGUUGGCUCGGGAGCUCUGGCCGUUAUCGACGUGCUCAAGUACCUCGGAGUGCAGGACAUUACAGCGGUGGAUACGACGCCCGACUUCAUUAGCGUCGUCAAGACGGCUCAUGGAACAGCCAGCACGCUGGGAAACGAGCCGGGCGUGCGUGUAUGGUGCGGUGACUUCACGGAGCUGCCUGCCUACAUGGGCCCUGCGGACCUGGUGGUAUUUACGGAUGAGCCCUUUGGAACGCAGCUCUCUCCCAGGGAUGCGCUGGUGCGGGCAUGCCUCACCAUCCGACCGGGCGGCUCCAUCAUCGUUAACUCGGAGAUGGAGAGCCGCAGGUGGCAGCCCAAGUACCCUCCCACACGUGACGUGUUGGCUGGUCUCGUGGCCGGCCUGCCAGUCAACAUCCAUAGUGAGCAGGAGGCGGACAGCGGCUAUUGCGGCGUGCUUCAGGUGCCGUACAACUACCGACUGCGCUCCCCCAUCCAUCUAAGCGGACCCGUGGUUCGCGGCUUCGGUCGCGGCAGCCGCCAGAUGGGCACUCCCACUGCGAACAUCGACCCGGAGCCUCUGACGGAAACACUGGCGGGCAUGGCACCGGGCGUGUACUUUGGCUGGGCCAGGCUGGCCGCGCCCCCCGGCUGGCCUCCCGCCGACUCCGCCGUACACAAGGUGGUACUCAACGUGGGUUGGCGGCCCACCGUGAACCAGGGCGGGGAGGCGCCAUCCGUGGAGUGCCACAUCCUGCAUGAUUUCGUGGGCGGCUCGGACUUUUACGGGUGCAACCUUCAGGUGGUGGUGCUGGGCUUCCUGCGUCCCGAGAUCCGGUUCGCCGGGCUGGACGCCCUGGUGGCGCGCAUCCGGGCAGACAUCGCCAUCGCUCGAGUGCAGCUGGACACUCCCGACCUGAGGGCACGGGCGGCAAUGCUGGGGCAGCAGCAGCAGCAGCAGCAGUAGUGGUGUUGGUGGUGGUGGUGAUGGGCGGGCGGCAGGAGGGACAGUAGUAGGUUACAGGGCAGCUGCCAUGGGUUUUGUUGGAGUGAUGGGUGGUCGAGAUGGGGGGAGUAAAGAGCUACGAUGUGAGUUAGGACAGGACCGUCUACAGGAGUGGUAGGCUGUGGAGGAGCAAAACAGUGUUGAGCUGAGCAGAGGGGCAUGUGUUUGGAUGAGGACGCUUGUGUUGCAGAGAGAACGGGAGUGAGGGAGGGAUGUAAGCGGGCAGCAGGAGGCGCGUAUUCUUGGGCUGCAGGGGGUGGGGUGUUGUAGGGCGGUUUGUUGCGGUGGGUGCAAUGGUGAGUGCCGAAUUUCAUAGGGCAGUGGCGAGGAGCAUGAAAAGCACAUGAGCAUUUGGAGUCCUGUACUGGAGCCUCUGUGGGUUAUUUCAUUGCUGGAGCUGCCUGCAGAGAUGCCAUUUCAUUUCUUAGCUUUCACGUUGCGGUGGUGCUGGGCUUUUACCCGUUUGGGAGGGAGUUGGGCUCGUCAAUAAGCACGUCAAUAAGCGUACCCGAGGUACCCGAGGAGGAGACACCGGUACCGUAUGAGGAGCGAGUGCGACUGUGAUGUAUGAGGCAUACAACGUUGCUUGCACUUCACUGUGCGUGCAUGCACCAGUGUGGGCAUGAUAGGCAUGUCUGACCCUCGAGGGUUUGAUUACUUAUGAGCAGGUGUUCAGCUGGCUUACAGCAUCAGCUGUAGCUGUUAAGCGAACGCAUGUAUGUGAUUGGCUGAGCAAGAGCAGGAGGAUAAUGUGCAUGUCUCAGAUGUAUACACCGCUCUGAUGUCUGGGAGCUGUUGUUGCCGAUGAUGGAAUACCGGUAGCGCCUUUAUUGGGAUGUCUAGGCAGCCACAACAGGAGGGUGCAUUGCAAGGCUGGCAUGCUACGGCACCUUCUUUGGGCACAGUCCUAAAAACCGCUCAGGAGGUAGGACCUUCAGGCCGAUGGACCCAUGGGUCUGCCGUGCGAGGAAGAAGUUGGCUACCGGUGUUAGCACAUGCUCCAUGUCGUCCGAGCAUCUAUCCUGCCGACUGCUACCGGAGCUUCAGGCAAGUAAAAUUGUUUGGUUACAAGGUUCACCCACCCGCUUUCGUUAUCAAGACAAUGCGUCCAGUGCGCCUCCAGUAGUGGUAUAGUACAUACACCCAGGACCUAGG
Messenger RNA from Astrephomene gubernaculifera, 2483 nucleotides. The record is from the annotation of a GenBank genome assembly. NCBI's taxonomy places the organism in Eukaryota, Viridiplantae, Chlorophyta, Chlorophyceae, Chlamydomonadales, Astrephomenaceae.